ACAAAAAGCACCAACAUUAAAAAUAGUGCAAGCUUUAUUCAAAUCAUCAUUUGGCACUGAAUCAGUUAUCUUUGAAUUUGGUAUUCUCCUCAUCAAUUUAAUUUUCAAUAUCGGAAAGUGUAUAACCACCUCACUACAAUCCAAUAUUAAUAUUUGUAAAACACUGUAAAUAUAUGCCCUUGUAAAUAUAUACAAAUUGUAAAAUUACCCAAAGUCUGAAAUUGUAAAUUGAAUAUAAUUGACCAUGACCUUAUCAACUCAAAUUAAUUGUAAUCUGAUGGAAGAACAAUAUGAAAAGAAAAUGGGAGAAGAACCAAUUGUCUUACUGAAUAUGAAUCCUUCCACUAACAAGCAAGAACCAUGUCUUGUUGAUUAUGAAGAAGAGAAUUUACUGGUAGAAAAUCAAAGGCUUGAAAAUUUGGUUAUUGAUAAUAUUUCAACUGCAACCAUACAACCAGCCAACAAUAGUCAACAAGAUGAAGAAGUAGACUUUGAGUCUUUGCAACCUUCCGAUGAUUUGUUUUGUCCAAUAAGUGAUAUAAUAAUGGUAGAGCCCUAUUUGGCUGGAGAUGGAAGAACAUAUGAGAAGGAACUGAUUAGUCAAUGGUUGAUAAAUCACAAUUCAGAGUCUCCAUUCACUAGAGAGAAUAUUGGAACUCAAACUAUUGAGAAUGUUCAUAUUAAGAAUGAAAUUCAACGAUUUUUUGAGAAUUUGAAACAUUCCAAAGUUUGUCCUUUCCAAUAUCACUUGUCCAAUGAUGUGUUUCUUCCUUGUAAUUCUGUGGUUGAGUUUCAAUGGGCUGUUGUUAAUAAGGAUAGAAAUUUGGCAAGAGAAAUUUAUCAGAAUGAUGUGAGAUUGUUGCUCUAUUCACCUGAAAUGUUAAGCGAAUUGGUAAAUUACAAUAUAAGCCAAUUGACCAAGCCAAAUAAGCUUUGUAAGAAGACUCUGAUUGACUAUACUCUGAAUGGCUAUGAAUUGGCAUGUAAGCUAGGUACCACAGAGAUGGUAGAGGAAAUGUACAUGUUCCUAUUGGAGUCCAGACUGCAGAGAAACAUUCCACCACUUUUGAAUGACCUGACACCAAACCAAAACAUUAACAGAAUUGUUCUCAACAAGGCACUCACUGAAGAAAUCAGAAGAGAGACUAUUGAUUUGGAAAAGUUGAGAAGACUGAUUGAAUUUGGAGCCCAACCUCACAAGUACGAUAUUAAUGGGAGAAAUGCAAUCUAUGUUCUUUUAUCGUGUCAAGACAAUGUUGAGGCAUUCAAAGUUCUCUUUGAAAAUAAUUACAAGCAAUACUUGAUUCGAGAAAAAUCAAACCCUAACGAAUACUUCCUCUACUCUGCCACUAAAUUUAACAGAUCCAACAUUGUAAAAUAUAUAAUGACUAACUAUCCUAACGAUUUUGACUUUGCCAUUCAACAUGGAGCCUGUUUUGAGUCCCCUCUUCAUGCUGCAGUAAGAAAUAACAAUGAAGAGUUGCUUUCAUUCCUUCUUAGUCAACCUAAUGUGGGCGUGGACACUUUGGACAAGAAUAACCGUUCGCCAUUCAUGUUGGCUUGUAAAUUGGGGUUAUUCUCUGUGACUAAACUUCUCUACAGCUAUGGAGCUCAAAUAGAUUUAUGUGAUGAUGAAUUAGAAACUGGCUUACAUUAUGCAGCUGAGAGAAAUUGGUGCCCAAUCAUUGAGUUACUGAUUUCCAAUGGUGCAGAUGUCAAUUUUAGAAACAAGAGAGGUCAAACACCUUACAGUGUUGCAUCUUACGAAACUACAAGGAAUCUCAUUCAUUAUCUCUCUGCCAGACAAUUGAAUUUUGUUUUCAAGCAUGUGAGGAGAGUUGAACAGGAGAAUUUAUUCCUCAAAUCUCAAUUAGAAAUGCUUCUUGAUAGAGUUUCAAAAUUAGAAAACAAACAAUAAACUAACAAAUGUGUGAUU
Molecule: messenger RNA, 1936 nt
Organism: Naegleria gruberi
Lineage: Eukaryota; Heterolobosea; Eutetramitea; Acrasida; Naegleriidae
Product: homeobox transcription factor
Exons: 1
Coding region: 245-1918 (557 amino acids)
Biological process (GO): protein ubiquitination
Molecular function (GO): ubiquitin-protein transferase activity; protein binding
Source: RefSeq, a predicted model, not a curated record